ACAAAGAAAGAAACUUUAGACACUUCCGGAAACCGUUGGAAGCCAACGUUGUAAGUUCUACCACUCUCUCCGACUGAAAAACUCUCUAAGAAACAGAGAAAAUAAGAAAAGGAAGCAACUUCUUGUUAGAGAGAUGUCAGAAAACAGAGUCAGGACGAUAAAGCUUCGCUGCCCAUCGGCUGCGAAAACGGCGUCAUUCGCUGCACCGGAGGAGCAGAAGCUGGACCUGGGCUCCAUAGCCAGAGCGUUCGGGGUGGACCCACAAACGCUGAAGCUCAACGGACACUUCAUCGGCAGAGGCUCCGACCUCAUCGCUUCCUCGGUCACCUGGAAGUCCCUCCUCUCUUUCUUCUCCACCAAACGACUCCCCACGGGGGAAGACGACGCCAACCCCAUCGUCGUCGACGGCAAGCUCUGCAGAGCUGGCACCAAGAGAGUUGGGUGUGACGUUGUUGAUGAUAGCAGUGGAAGAGAGGCAGAGUUGGAAGAUGGGGAAUUUUUGGGGAUGAAGAGUAAAAAGAUGAAGACGACUAGCAAUGUUGGAAUUUGCUCCAAGAGGAAGCAAUUGUUGGAGGAUGUGAAGUUGCUCAAAAAGUUGAAAAUUAGUGAAACCAACCCAGCUUGAUGGAUAUUUUCAGAUAUUCAAGGAAGCAGUAAUGGACUGUGCAAGAGCAUCGCGAGCAACUAAUUCAGUUGCAGUUAUAUGAGUGGGAGUAUGAAGAGGAUGACAGAAGAUGAGGCAGGUGUGGCUUCUCCUUGCAAAAAGAUUAGAUGAAGUUCUCAUGUUUGCUUGUUCUUAGUUUCCAUCUAUUUGGUGUCUCGUUCUCGUGCGCUACCUGUGGUCAUUCAGUCCAGUUGGGGUUCUUACUAUAGUAGAAUCCUCGAUUGGGGAGAAUCCUCGAUCACUCUAGAAAUUUCACAAGCGAAGAAAUCUCAUAGCGUAGAAAAGAAAGGACAAAUUGUUUUGAUUCGAGGCGGAUCCCUUUUGUGUUCCCUAUUUUCCUUUGUAAUUUUGGGCCAGAUACACUUUAUAUUACUUGUAAAUGAUGAGAAUAUAAUGCAAGAAUAAGUCAUAUAUAGGUUUCAUUCA
This is a messenger RNA of Pyrus x bretschneideri (Chinese white pear), 1090 nucleotides long. RefSeq lists its product as uncharacterized. NCBI's taxonomy places the organism in Eukaryota, Viridiplantae, Streptophyta, Magnoliopsida, Rosales, Rosaceae. The record is from RefSeq and is a predicted model, not a curated record. The transcript is spliced from 3 exons. The coding region runs from base 134 to 625 and encodes 163 amino acids.